UAGGUAAAUUCAUAGCAGUCACUGAUUGGCUGCCCUCCUCACUUUUAACCAAUCAGCAGUACUUUUACAGCAAGGUGCCUUCUAGUGUUGAAGCGUCUAGAUACGAGAAAUCUGCAACAGCAGGCUUGUUGAAUAUAGUUAGCGGGCUCAUUUUUCUUUAUCGUUCCGGGGUAAAACAGGACAGAUUAUUUGGCAAUAAUAACUAAACCUUUUUCAAUGCUAUUUGGCUGAAAGAAUGGUCGGUUAACGACUCGAGCUGUUCGCAUUAACUUAAACUUCAACGAGUGAAACGAGGCUCGAAAAAACCUAUUUUCCACAAUGUUGAAAUUCAGCUUCAGGAGGGAAAAAGACAAGGAGUUUAAGCAUAUAGCUCAUGGUUUGAUCCCUGCUGCCUCCAUUGCUCCCAGGCCCGCUGUGCCUCGUACCCCACCCCCACGCAGCCCAAACCCCUCACCCGAGAGACCCAGAUCAGCAUUAGCAGCAGCCAUCUUGUCUUCUUCACUCACUGGACAGACAUGGGCGCUUCCCCCUGCCCGGCCGAGGUCUUUCUCUGAGAGUGGCCAAUCAGAAUCCUUCAUAUCUGAACCUAACAUCAGCACAGAACUUUUCAACAGAGACAGAUGGUCAGAAGAUUUGGGUAGCCGACCACGCCUGUCCUCCCCUGACCACUCAGAGGAGGAGCAGGAAGACAAGGAAGAGGAGGUGGAGAGUGAAGAGGACAGGGAGGAUCAUGUUUACCAAACUCUUGACAGACAGUCAAUCAUAGAACCUGUCUAUUCCCUGCCACUUAAACCAAAGACUGAUAUCCCCCAACCCACUCAGAUGUCUGGCAGAAGAGGGCCUUCUCCAGAUUUCCCAGAGGAAACCAGUGUCCAGUGUUCUGGAGCCAGCAGUGAUUUUUGCAAGCAAGACUCUGUCAGGAAGAGCCCUGGAAGUCGGAAAGAAGAUGUGAUGUCCGCGCUACCCAUCCUAGCCAUUGACCACCCCAGCCAAGCCAAAAACCAGAAACAACCCACCCAGCGGUCUCCAGAGCCCAGCCAGGCAUUCUGUGAGGUGCAGAGGGAGGUAGCGCGAGCCCUGCCAGAGAAGAACACAAGGAGGGUAGAAGAGCAAAAGCUACUGGAGGAAAGGCUCCAACGGCUGGAACAGGAGAUCAGUCUCAGCCAAGCCUCCUCAAACCAGAGAUCAUCUGCAGGCAGCCAGGCAGAGCUACUGAAUUUGAGGCAACAUGCUCAAGAGCUGGUGGAUGAAAACGAUGCCCUCAAAUUGACAGUUCAUCGUUUGAAUGUGGAGCUGAGCCGCUACCAAACUCACUUCAGGCCAUUGUCCAAACAGGAGAGCUCCAGAAUCAGUGGAUUACCAAAGACAGGGCCUCCUCCUCCCUGGCUGCUUGACAUGAAGUAUUUAUCUCCUUUGCUGCUGGCCUAUGAAGACAGGAUCAAUGAGAAAGAUGCACUUCUGCAAACCACUGAGGAGGAGGUGAAGAAGUUGCAUGUUCAUGUAGAGGGGGUAAUCAAAGAAAAUGAGAGACUACAUGAUGAAAUUACAAAGAUCGGAGGAGUCUGCCAGAAGAACUGUCAUCAGCUACAACAACAGGCCCUUUUGGUGCUGCAGGAGAACCAGGUUCUGAUUGAUCAGCUCGAGGCUCAUCAUGUGAAGGCCAAGGCGACCCACAGCAGGCACCAUUCUGAAGUUUCCAAGGUUUCAAAGCAACUGAUGUUGCUUGAGGUGGAAACGCAGCGUUUACAGGAGAACCUUGAAGAGAGCAGGAGGGAGGCGCAGAAAAAUGGGAGGGAGGUACAAAUCCUGCAGGCCCGCCUGAAGGAUGCCAUCACCUGGGACGAACACUGCAACAUUGCUGGGAAACUCAGAAGGCAACUGGAGGAGCAGGAGAGUAGGUAUAAGAGUGAGAUGGAAGAUUUGCUUCUCCGAUCGUCCAGCCUGCAAGAGGAGAAUAGGAGUCUGGCUCUGGACAAAGCCAACCUGACUGCUGAUUUAAAGAGAAUGGAGGCUGAGAAAGAGCUGACCAAACAAGCCAACAGGAAGGCUGAGAGGAGGAUGAGUGUAUUGAAGAGAGAGAAGGACGAGUGUGUGUUGAAAGAGGAAAAGACUCGGCAUUACAUGGGAGCUGUCAUUUCUGUGGCGGAGCACAUUUCCCAGGAGAGAGACCAACUAUUGAAUAUGGCUUCAGUUCUCCAACAGGAAAAGCAGGGAUUUGUCAGCAGGAUUCUGAAAGGCACGGUUCGAUUUGGCAAACUACAGGAAGAAGUCAAAGUGUACCGGAUGCAGGCGUCAACCAGACUGGCAGUGUUGGAGGAGUCAGCGGAGGGGAGAACAGCUUCUUACCAGAGGGAGAUCCUUCACCUGCAGAGGCUGCUAAGAGAAAGACAGGAGGCUGAGGAGAGACUGCUGCAGUCCAAACGGGAAGUAGAGGAAGAGUUGGAGGUGGUGUGGCAGGCGGCAACCAGGGAGAACAAGCAGAUCAUGGAGACACUUUUGGACUCAAGACUCACUAUGGACCUCCCUGAUCGGGCCUUUUGCCCUCCAGAUGAGGCCACUACAUCCACCCAGCACCAACCGCACAGCUCCGGGCCUCUCCUCUUCACCUCUCAUCAAAGCCCUGGGCUCCAGAGAAGGUCCAUAUUCACAUCUGACUCAGAUCACCAAAACAAGUCCUUGGACGAGAAGCACAAGCAUGGGUUGAAUUUCUAUUGCUAAGAAGAAAAUAAAUACUCCUGAAUAUGCCACUGUACGGACAGCCGCCACAUUGACUUUCUCUCACGGAUAAAACUUUAAGCUGCAGUUGGUAACAUAUAAAUAAAACUUUUGUCAUAUUUUAUGAAACUGACACUACACUACCACAUCUUGACAGUAGUGCUUACGAUAAACUGUGAAAGAAUCAGGUUGGGUGGGGCUUGGUUUUGUAAAUUUGACAGUUUUAGUGGACGUGAGCAGUGAUUCAGAAUACGUUUGAGACUCCUCGGCUCUGAAUGGUUUUUACCCUUUGGGCGCAGUGAAUCUUGCAAAAGGCCAUUAGGAGCACUAGAAGGAGGCAGAAGAGCAUAAUAGGUUUUUUUGUUUUUCUUUUACAGAUUAUCUGGCUCAUAUUACUGUCAGGAUAUAGUGCCAGUUUAAGCAAAUAUGACAAAAAGUUCCCUAGUGAACCUUUUACCUAUACUGUCUCUGUGGUGGUAGCCAGUAUGUACAGUGAAGUGGCAGCAGUAGAAGUGUGGGUAAACUCGCUCCACACUUAUUUGUCCUGAAAUUUGGAGGGAGGAAUCAUAAAGAAACAGGACAGUUUAUCGAAUAGCUCAGUUUUAACAGAGUGGCCAAAUAUACCUGACAUCAAUAUGAGUCGUCAGAAAGACUGCCAUUUUAUAAAGAUAAGGUUAUUUUUUAAUGCAUUUGUCUUUUUUGAAAACAUCUCAGGGUUUUAUGGACCAUGCCAAAUAUAAUAGAAUAACAACUUUACCCAAUAGUGGAGAAAGUUGCAUUAUUCAGCUUGAUUAUCCUAAAGAAUGGAGCCAACAUUGCCACCUGCUGGGCACAUGUGGUAAUGACAUUGUCACAGUGGCAACGUUACAUGGUGCAGAACAGGCACACCUGGAAACGGUGUGUUCA
Molecule: messenger RNA, 3621 nt
Organism: Centropristis striata (black sea bass)
Lineage: Eukaryota; Metazoa; Chordata; Actinopteri; Perciformes; Serranidae
Gene: cep89
Product: centrosomal protein 89
Exons: 18
Coding region: 319-2718 (799 amino acids)
Biological process (GO): mitochondrion organization; cilium assembly; chemical synaptic transmission
Cellular component (GO): centriole; ciliary transition fiber
Source: RefSeq, a predicted model, not a curated record